Molecule: messenger RNA, 1811 nt
Organism: Lycium barbarum (goji berry)
Lineage: Eukaryota; Viridiplantae; Streptophyta; Magnoliopsida; Solanales; Solanaceae
Exons: 8
Coding region: 783-1613 (276 amino acids)
Source: RefSeq, a predicted model, not a curated record
GCAGCAAAUUCGGCUCCGUUCAAUAAUUGUCAUGCUUCUACUAUUGUUGAGGUGAAUAAAGGUCAUUUCUUGGUUGCUUAUUUUGGUGGUACAGUAGAGGGAGCUCCUGAUGUUAAAAUUUGGGUGCAGACUUUUAAGAUACUGCAUGCUUUUUGCUUGCAAACCAAUUACUGCAUCUUGCUUACUUUGUUGCUGAACAGAUGGUUUGAGUUUAUAGUUCAUUUAUAUCAGCUAAGUCAUUUCCAGAACUUACUAUUGUCCUUUUCUAAAUAUCAUUUCAAACUAAUUCAUAUGCCAGUCUCCAUAUGACUUAUCAUUUUGACACUGACAACCCUUUAAACUUGCCAGUAAAUUUCAUUUAGACACUUGAACUACGACUUGUUCCAAUUAAGUACCUGAACACAUGAUAAAGUGUUCCUAUUAGACACUUUCGGUUCAAAUUUUGAUAUAUUUUUUUUUUUUUUGCACUUGUUCUCAAAUGCCCAUUAUGUAGAUGAAGUUAAUCACUAAAAAUAUGUUACCUCCUUUAAUUAUAUGCAUUAGCCUCAAUAAGCCGUAAAACCCCAGGCAUGUUCCAAUUGAGGUUGAUGUGUAUAAUUAGAGGAGAUCACAUGUUUUAUGUGGUUAACUUAACUACCUAAUAUAUGCUUGAGAACACGCUCAGAAGUGUCUAAUAGGAACAUUUUAUCAUAAGUUGAGGUGUUCAAUUGGAACAAGCCGUAGUUCAAGUGUCUAAGUGAAACUUGCUCGCAAAUUUAAGGGGCUGUCAAUGUAUUAAGCCUAUGUUUUUUAACUUAUUAUGGGAUAAUUCAAUUGAAAACAUGGAACAUUUUGAGCAGGAUGGCCAUUGGACUGCUCCUGUUAUUGCUGACGAGCAAUUUAAUGUCUCAAUGUGGAAUCCUGUACUGUUUAAGCUUCCUUCCAGUGAAAUACUCUUAUUCUAUAAAAUCGGGCAAGAGGUACAAAAAUGGAGUGGAUGCUUGAAGCGGUCUUAUGAUGGUGGUGUUACAUGGACGGCAAGAGAACAGCUUCCUCCUGGUAUAUUGGGGCCAAUAAAAAAUAAGCCAAUCUUGCUGGAAAGUGGUACCUUGCUUUGUGGAUCAUCUGUGGAGAGUUGGAACUCUUGGGGAGCAUGGAUGGAGAUGACUGCUGAUUCAGGUAGGACGUGGAGGAAGUAUGGUCCAAUAUACAUCGAGAAUAACCCUCUUAGUGUGAUUCAACCCGUUCCUUACCAGACUGCAAAUGGGACAUUGCGUAUUCUUCUAAGAUCAUUUUCUGGCAUCGACAAAAUCUGCAUGUCGGAGUCCCAUGACGGUGGUUAUACUUGGAGUUAUGCAAAGCCUACUGAAUUACCCAAUCCUAACUCAGGGAUUGAUGGGGUUAAGCUGAAAGAUGGUCGUCUUUUGCUUGCGUACAAUACCAUUUCUAGGGGUGUGCUCAAGGUAGCACUCUCAGAAGAUGAUGGAGACUCAUGGCAUGAUGUUGUCGCACUCGAGGAAACAGCUGGAGAGUUCUCUUAUCCCGCUGUUAUCCAAGCUAGUGAUGGAUUAGUUCACAUAACUUAUACAUACAACAGAACACAAAUCAAGCAUGUAGUCCUUCAACCCAACUAACGGAGUACAGCAACAUGAGAACCUUUUGAGUAGAGAAGGUGUAUAAUCUUAUUUGUGCCUUAGAACUGCUGGAAGAAUUUGAUAGACCACUCAUUUAAGACUAAUCUCACACAUAUUUUGUGAUUGUAUUUGUUUUUUGGAUGAAUAAUUAAAGAUUUGCCAGUGCAUCAUGCAUAAUUGCAGGUUGUGCAAUCCCUC